AUGGGUCGUCUUCAGGAGUACCAGGUCAUCGGGCGCCAUCUGCCCACGGAGUCCAACCCCGCUCCCAAGCUGUACCGCAUGCGUGUCUUCGCGCCCAAUGAGGUCGUCGCCAAGUCCCGCUUUUGGUAUUUCUUGAUGAAGCUCAAGAAGGUCAAGAAGUCGAACGGCGAGAUCGUCAGCUUGAACAAGAUCCACGAGAAGCACCCCCUGAAGGUCAAGAACUUCGGUGUCUGGAUCCGAUACGACUCUCGCUCCGGUACCCACAACAUGUACAAGGAGUACCGUGAGAUGUCGCGAACCGACGCCGUCGAGGCAAUGUACCAGGACAUGGCUGCCCGUCACCGAUCUCGAUUCAGAUCGAUCCACAUCCUCCGCGUCGUCGAACUCGAGAAGGCCGAUGACGUCAAGCGCCCCUACAUUAAGCAACUCAUCACCAAGAACCUCGCCUUCCCUCUGCCUCACCGUAUUCCCAAGAUUAGCACCAAGAAGAUCUUCAGCGCCAACCGACCAUCCACGUUCGCAUAA
Pseudomassariella vexata is the source of this 525-nucleotide messenger RNA. Its product is annotated as 60S ribosomal protein L20. Gene Ontology annotation, biological process: translation. Gene Ontology annotation, molecular function: structural constituent of ribosome. The record is from RefSeq and is a predicted model, not a curated record. The transcript has 3 exons. The coding region runs from base 1 to 525 and encodes 174 amino acids. Gene Ontology annotation, cellular component: ribosome; cytosolic large ribosomal subunit. Lineage: Eukaryota; Fungi; Ascomycota; Sordariomycetes; Amphisphaeriales; Pseudomassariaceae.